This is a messenger RNA of Humulus lupulus (European hop), 1581 nucleotides long. RefSeq lists its product as uncharacterized. The coding region runs from base 1 to 1581 and encodes 526 amino acids. The transcript is spliced from 3 exons. Lineage: Eukaryota; Viridiplantae; Streptophyta; Magnoliopsida; Rosales; Cannabaceae. The record is from RefSeq and is a predicted model, not a curated record.
AUGGGUUCUCUAUACUCUAAUAUUUUUCCGAAUUGGUGUUUUACAAAUAAUAACCCUUGGCUUGAUAAAGGAAGGAUAGUUGUUGCAUGGCUGCCAAGUUUGUUUACUGUUGAUAUUAGCUUAUGUACAACUCAAUUAAUCCAUUGUGUUGUGCACCCAAGACAGAAACAAGACAGCUUUGAUGUUACAUUUGUGUAUGGAUUUAAUGAAGAUAAGAAGAGAGCUCAACUUUGGAUUGAGUUGGAAGAGAUUUCAAUGCAAAUACAGGGGCCUUGGAUAGUUAUGGGGGAUUUUAAUGAUAUUCUGUUUAACAAUGAAAGAGUGGGAAAAGGAUCUACUAAAAGUCCUACUCAAGAUUUUCGAGAUUGUGUGGAAAAGUGUAACUUGGAAGACCUGAAAUAUUCUGGGAUUUUUUAUACCUGGAAUAAUAAGCAAAAGUCAGAGGAUCGAGUUUUCUCUAAGCUAGAUCGAGCCUUAGUUAAUCCUCAAUGGACAGAUUGUUUUCAGUUUUCGGAGGCUAAUUUUUUACCUAAGGGAUGCUUUGAUCACAGCCCCAUCUUGGUCUCUCUUUACCAGGAUGUGAUUAGUGGCAGAAAACCAUUUCGAUACUUUCGAAUGUGGAAGGAUGCAGAUGAAUUUGGUGAACAAAUUGCUAAGAAAAUGAUGGCUAAGGAGGAAUUGGUGGUUUUGCAGGAAAAAGUGAAUAAAGUCCCCCAAGACUCUCGUUUACAGAAUGAGGAACAAGUGGCUCGGGACAAAUAUGCUAAAGUAUACAAGGCUUAUUCUCUCUUCUUAGCUCAGAAAGCAAAAAUUUCUUGGGCUAAAAAUGGAGAUGAAAACACAGCAAUAUUUCAUGCUUCACUGAGGGAAGCCUUUUUACAGUAUUAUCAGCAGCUACUUGGCUCUGAGAUGCAAAACAGACAUCGGGUGAAGAAAUGUAUAAUCAAUCUUGGGCCAAAAAUUUCAGAGGUGCAUUCCAGCAGGCUUGAAACCGAGUACAUAGCUCAGGAGAUCAAAGAAGCUAUAUUUUCUAUCCCUGGUUUGAAGGCUCCAGGCCCGGAUGGUUUUGGAAGCUGUUUCUACCAAGAUAACUGGGAUUUGGUUGGUUCUGAUGUGGUAUCUGCUGUUCUGUCUUUUCUGAGAUCAGGAAAAAUUCUUAAGGCAAUUAAUACGACAACCAUUACACUUAUUCCUAAGAGCAGUUGUUCGCGAAGUGUGAGUGAUUUUCGGCCUAUCUCGUGUUGCAAUGUGAUUUAUAAGGCUGCAUUGAAAGUGAUUUGCUCGAGAUUGAGACAAAUUUUGCCUGACUUAAUUGCUGAAAACCAGGGGGGUUUUGUACAUGGAAGAUACAUUGCCCAUAAUAUCAUGGUGUGUCAGGAUUUGGUGAGAUUAUAUGGGCGGAGCAAUUGCAAACCUAGCUGUAUGAUAAAAAUUGACUUAAGGAAAGCAUAUGACACAAUAGAAUGGGGGUUCAUUGAAGAGAUGCUCAAGGCUUUUGAUUUUCCUCAAUCUUUUUCAGAUUUAAUAAUGGCGUGUGUAACAACUCCCAUGUUUUCCUUGCUUAUCAAUGGCUCUUUAUAG